Molecule: messenger RNA, 952 nt
Organism: Argentina anserina (silverweed cinquefoil)
Lineage: Eukaryota; Viridiplantae; Streptophyta; Magnoliopsida; Rosales; Rosaceae
Exons: 5
Coding region: 1-561 (186 amino acids)
Source: RefSeq, a predicted model, not a curated record
AUGGUGAUCUACCUGGAGAACUCUAGCAAACCCACCAAGAAGAUGAGAUUUAAGCAAACAACACAAGCAGAAACAGAGAGAGAGAGAGAGAGAGUUCAAAAACGUACUCCAAUUCGAUCUUCAAACCGGGCACCCAGCAAAUUCUGUGGGAAAUACGAAGGCAACACAAACCCAAGAGGCUCAAGCAUCGGAGUUUUGUUUCUCCUUCAAUUCGGAAUUAAUCUGGGUUAUUCAUUGGAACAAUUUCAAGCCAUUUACGGAAAUGUAAGCUAUGGCCAGCUUCCCUAUGGAACUAGAGUGUACACACUGCGCAUUAGACCGAGCUAUGGCCAGAUCCCCAUCAGGAUGAGCAAGCUUAUUUCGAUCAACUAUUGGAUACAAAGCUCCAUGUAUGUAUAUGUAUAUGUUGGCAGAAAUCGAUUUUGCUGCCUGUUUUUGUUUUGGCUCUGUUUCUCGAUUACAUAUUUGGCCACCAAUUAUCUUUGGUCCUUCUCUGUUCUGGAAAACCAUUAUAUGCCCAGAGAGCAAUGGCAAAAAGAAGACGGAGUUUUCAUUGGUUAGCUAAAGAUUGAUGAGACGGAGUUGUCAGUGGUUAGCUAUAUGUCAUUGUCGUGCAAAUUAUGUAAAUCCCAAGUGAUUUAUAGCAACUUGAAAAGAUAUGUUUCUAUCAAUUGAAUUGUUUUUUUUUAACAAGAACACGUAUUAAACCUAAAUAUGACCCUUAAAGCAUGGUAAAGGUACUUGACUGGAUAGUCUAUACAAAGGGAGUUUGAUUGAGUAAUCAAAAGUGUAAAAUCAGUACGUUAAAGAGCUACUAAAAAUUAAUGGAUUGUCAAAUUAUCAAAAUGGAAUAUGCAACGCCUUGCUUAUGCUGUUAGGCCUCAGGUACAUGAAGACUUAUGUACUGUUUUAAAUAGAUCUUUAUUUGUUGCAUUUGUCUCAUUUCUUCCAU